GAGACUGAUGUUACCAUGGUAACCUCUAGAAAUCCCCUUCCUCCUCCACCACCACCCCCUCCUCCCCCUCCUCUUCCUGGAGUAUCUUCUCUUCCACCACCACCUCCACCACCAAGAAGUGUCCCUUUACCCCCACCAGUCUCUGAUGGGACUCCUGUCCCCACCUCUGCUCCCCUGCGUUUUGGGGAUCAGCGUCGCUCCAAACUUCGCAACUUUAAUUGGGAUGCUCUGCCCGCUGAGCGUGUGCUGGUCGGACGCAAUUUGUGGACGAGUGGUCCGCAUAUGACCAGCCUUCAAAUUGACACCGUCCACAUGGAAGAGUUGUUUGGCCAACGAGAGGAACAACGAAAACCAAGAGGAAGAGGUAGCUUCAAGGUGCGCCCCCCAUCCAGCAUCUCAGAGCAGGAGGUGUCUCUUCUGGAUGCAAAGAAAAGUAUGAACCUGGGGAUCUUUCUAAAGCAGUUCAAGAGGCCGGUGGAAAUGAUGAUUGAAGACAUAAGGCGAGGCGUUGGAUCCAACUUUGGUGCUGAGAAAUUAGGCGAGUUGCAAAGACUGCUACCCGAGAAGGAUGAGGUGAAGAAGAUCAAAGCUUUUAAAGGAGACCGGAGCCGCCUGUCGGAGCCAGAGCUGUUCAUCGUGCUGCUGGUGGAGGUACCUUGUUUCCAUCAGCGUCUGCAGGUGAUGAUCCUGAAGGAGGAAUUCUUUCCCCAUCUGAACUCCCUAAAGCAGGCGGUGCAGAUCCAGACAGCAGGAGCUACAGAGCUCCUGCAGUGCGAGGAAUUGCACACCGUGAUACAUCUGGUGCUGAAAGCUGGAAACUACAUGAAUGCGGGCGGAUACGCGGGGAGCGCGCUGGGUUUUCGGAUGAGUUCCCUCCUAAAACUGGCUGAUACAAAAGCAAAUAAACCAGGAGUCAACCUGAUGCACUUUGUAGCCAAGGAAGCAGAGAAGAACAAUCCAUCCCUGAUGACCUUCCCCGAGAAGCUGCCACAUAUCAACCAGGCAUCGAGAAUCACUUCUCAGGAGGUGGAGAGUGACUUGGAGACCCUAAUGCAGAAACUCAGCCGCACUCACGAGGCUCUCAGGGACCAGCCAGACCUGCAGCAUGAGAUGGAGCCCUUCCUGCAGGUCGCAGAGAUGGAGCUCCGGGAGGUUCUUGGGUCGUUGCAACAGCUAAGAGACGUCCGUCGUGCUCUGAUGGAAUUUUUCUGUGAGGACGAGUCCAUCUUUAGGCUGGAAGAGAUGUGUCUGGUAUUCAGCGCGUUCUGUGCCAAGUUUCUGGCUGCUGUUCAGGAAAAUAAGGAGCGGGAGAAGGCCGAGCACCGCAAGGAACGCUUAGAGAAGCGCCGCUCCAUUGCCAGUUGUUCUUUGCAUGACAAGGACCUUCAGGACGUGGAACUGGAAUUCUUACUGCUCCGCAUUCCUCGCAGAGGCCGGACGGGUAGGACUCCGCGUCCUCUUCCUCGUGCUCAUUCUACAGAAUAUCUCAACUCUCCACCAAGUGCCUCAAGCUCCAUCCCCAGGGAGCCCAUCAUGGAGGAGGAGGACCUCCCUUCAGAUACAAAGAAGACUCAUGGGUUGAGAAGACCACGUAAAAGCAGUCCAGAGGGAGAUGGAGAGCUAGACACCCCAGGAAAGAUAAACAGACGCCACACGCUUACUUGCCUCCCCUAUAGAGAGGAGAGCUUUGCGCAGCCUGCUCCAAUGGCUGCUUCUGCUGAACAUAUCAUGACUCCAAAACCCCAAAAUGCAGAGUCUGAAGUUGCUCCCCAUUCAUCGCCAUGUACGCCCAACAGUUCCUCAUUCAACCGAACUGUGAAAGUCUAUGCUGCGGAUGCGUCACAGAGGGGUCCUUCCUCGCCUACAUUGGAGUCUCCCACUUCAUUUCGUUUGGGGGGGCUUUUUCAAAGGAGGGGUAGCCUUAGGAGUCCAGAGCCCCCUAUUAUUUCUGUGGUGGAGGAUUCCCCACGAGGGGGAAGUGAAACUUCAGCGCUCACCAACUUCUUCAGACGUUUUGAAACUGUGCGACGUUCCCCAAAGUAGUUGGUGUGAAUCC
Messenger RNA from Spea bombifrons (plains spadefoot toad), 2056 nucleotides. RefSeq names its product FH2 domain-containing protein 1-like. The transcript has 11 exons. NCBI's taxonomy places the organism in Eukaryota, Metazoa, Chordata, Amphibia, Anura, Pelobatidae. The coding region runs from base 16 to 2043 and encodes 675 amino acids. The record is from RefSeq and is a predicted model, not a curated record.